Molecule: messenger RNA, 555 nt
Organism: Episyrphus balteatus (marmalade hoverfly)
Lineage: Eukaryota; Metazoa; Arthropoda; Insecta; Diptera; Syrphidae
Exons: 2
Coding region: 1-555 (184 amino acids)
Source: RefSeq, a predicted model, not a curated record
AUGCUGAGAAUAUGGAAAGAUCACUUCUGCAAUCUCUACAAUGGCGAUGACGAAGCCAACCCCGCCCAAAGACAGAUUGCACCAUUCAAUAUCGACGAUGAAGGCCAACAUUUCCGUCCCCCCGACCUGGAAGAAGUGAAGGCAGUCAUAUCCAAGCUUAAGUCAAACAAAGCCGCUGGAGCUGACGGCCUUGCUGCCGAACUAUUUAAAGCAGCAGGAGAUGACCUGGUUAGGAGUAUGCACCAGCUCAUCUGCCGAAUAUGGUCGGAGGAAAGCAUGUCCACAGAAUGGAAUCUCAGCAUCGUGUGCCCGAUCCUUAAGAAAGGAGACCCUCUAACCUGCGCCAACUACAGAGGAAUCAGCCUCCUUAACAUCUCAUAUAAGAAACUCUCUGCCGUACUAUGUGAACGUCGUAGCCGCCUUACGGUGCUGGUCACCCUAAUUAAGCCUGAUUGCGAGCUUAGCAAAGUAAUUUUUGCUAACCGAUCAUCUCUAGAAGAAUCAGAGGUAAGAGAGGAAGAUGGUGAAUUUUUUAAUCCAACUCUGAUGGGUUAA